CUCCCGAAACCCUCCGCGGGGUCAUGAAUAACGUCCGAAAACAUAACAAUCCUCCGAACCUAAUAUAAGUACCUUCGACACACAUAGGCUACUCAAUUGGGUCAUAUCUACUUUGCAAUUCUCUCGAUAUGUUCUUGUCUCCCUUGAAAUUCGCAUCUAAGUCAUCCGUCGCUCGCCAGGGCUUCAGCGGUGUUUUCAACACCUUCUCCAAGGCUCAAAAGACCCAGUCUCUCUUGAGAUCUGCAAGAUCAUUCCACCAAUCCUCCAAUGCGAAGCAUGCUUCUGUCACGCCCUUGAGAUUGGGGUUAUUAUUUGGGCUAACUGGUUCCACCUAUUUCUUGGCCUCCAACAGAGCGGUUUAUCACAACGAUUUUGCUUCCGCAACCAACGCAAUUGUCGACAAGACCGGCAAAGUUCUCAAUGAAAACAAGCCAGUGGUCGUUAGACAGCGAUUUGGGGGUAAGUUGAACUACCACGAGUUGUCUAUUGGUAGCAUCACGGGGUUGUUCUUCGGUAUCAUUGUUGGGAAGUUGUCCCACAUUUUGGUUUUUGUGACGGUCUCGGGUUACUUGGGUUUGCAAUACUUGCAGAGCAAGGGGAUCAUCACUUUGCCUACUGUGAACAGGGUGGUCAAGGUAGCUGGCUCUAGAGUGGAUGUUGACGACUUGGUCUGGAACAACCAGAGCUUCAAGCUCAGUUUCGUCUCUGCCUUUUUGGUUGCCGCAUACAACGUCUAGAUCUAAUACAUUGUUGUGCAAUUUGUUGUUCUGUGAAUUUCACUUAAAAUAUCUUUCUUUGUCCCGGCAUUGAAGAAUAAAAUAUCUAAUGUUUACUCGGCGUGUAGCAUAGACUAUGGGAUGUGUAUGGCAAGAGUGAUUGCUCGCGUCUAGAGAAGCAUGAUAUUGCAUUGGUUAUAUCAAUAAAAACAUUCUAUACCCUGUUAAAAGGAUGAACAGGAUAUAUCCUGACGGAGAAAGGAGUCCCAGCUACCGACUCUUGAUGGGUAAUUGCAUGCAAGGAAUACGCGGGGUUAUUUCCGAGAACGUGCGGCUCACUCAUCCCACUUCGUAUCUUUCUACCAGACUAAGAUCUUGACAGUG
Messenger RNA from Babjeviella inositovora NRRL Y-12698, 1100 nucleotides. RefSeq lists its product as uncharacterized. Lineage: Eukaryota; Fungi; Ascomycota; Pichiomycetes; Serinales. The transcript has a single exon. The record is from RefSeq and is a predicted model, not a curated record. Bases 129 to 737 code for a protein of 202 amino acids.